AUGAUUAACGUCAAGUGUAUUGCAGUUCUGUUGUUUAUUGGGAUUAUCGCCAGCCUUAAUCACAACAGCGUUGCCAUAGACGUAGACACAACCACCGAACCGAUCACUACGGAGAAAACUUCAACAACCUCCGUGACUCCCUCACUCAACAGCAAAACUACAGCAGCCAGCACCACCUCAACUCCCCCUCUCAGCAGCACAACUACACCAGCCAGCAGCACCCUAACUCCCCCACCCAGCAGCACCCUAACUCCCCCACCCAGCAGCACAACUACACCAGCCAGCACCACCCCAACUCCCCCACCCAGCAACACAACUACACCAGCCAGCAGCACCCUAACUCCCUCACCCAGCAGCACAACUACACCAGCCAGCAGCACCCCAACUCCCUCACCCAGCAGCACAACAGAAGGUCCCACCACAUCAGAAGGCAGCACCCCAUCGCCUACUCGUCCUACCACCGUGUCACCAACCACUCCAGAUGAACAUAAAAGCGGCGACAAGUCAAGUGGGCAGAGCUUUGAUGCAGCUUCCUUUAUUGGAGGGAUGGUCCUGAUUGGUGGCCUUAUUGCCAUAGUCUUUUUUGGCCUCAAAUUUUACAGGGCUCGAAAAGAGCAGAGCUACCGUACUCUUUAA
This is a messenger RNA of Candidula unifasciata, 636 nucleotides long. The record is from the annotation of a GenBank genome assembly. Lineage: Eukaryota; Metazoa; Mollusca; Gastropoda; Stylommatophora; Geomitridae.